This is a messenger RNA of Mya arenaria, 6056 nucleotides long. Its product is annotated as death-associated protein kinase 1-like. Gene Ontology annotation, molecular function: ATP binding; protein serine/threonine kinase activity; protein binding. The transcript has 25 exons. Gene Ontology annotation, cellular component: nucleus. Gene Ontology annotation, biological process: positive regulation of apoptotic process; protein phosphorylation; intracellular signal transduction. The record is from RefSeq and is a predicted model, not a curated record. Bases 108 to 4340 code for a protein of 1410 amino acids. NCBI's taxonomy places the organism in Eukaryota, Metazoa, Mollusca, Bivalvia, Myida, Myidae.
UUUUUAACGUAGCUUGCCAGAGUAGGAAGUGAAACUACAUUAUGUAGCAACCAGUAUAAUAUCUUGAAAGACAAUGACAUUAGUGCAAUAAUCUAAAAAAUGAGUGGAUGAUGAUGGAAUUCAAAAAGGAGCCGGUUGACCUGAAGUACGAACUCGGUGAUGAUAUCGGAAAAGGGCAUUUUGCAACAGUGAAGAGAUGUCGGGAGAGGGCGACAGGGGCGGAGUAUGCUGCCAAGUUCAUUCGGAAGCGUCGGGGUGGGGGGAGACGGGGUGCGAAGCUAGAGGACAUUGAAAAGGAGAUAGAGAUCCUCGGGGAGACGAGCCACCGUAACAUCAUCAACCUGUAUGACGUGUAUGAGACGAACCGGGAGGUCAUCCUCAUACUUGAACUUGUUGAUGGGGGUGAGCUGUUUGAGUACCUGUCUGCGAAGGAUAAGCUGUGUGAGGAGGAGGCCUCGUCCUUCAUCAAACAAAUACUUGAUGGCCUUGAACACCUCCACUCGAGAUACAUAGCACACCUUGACCUUAAGCCUGAGAAUAUCCUACUGCAGGAAAAGGGGAGCACGGCAGUUAAGCUGAUUGACUUUGGGCUGUCCAGAAAAAUUGGCCCCAAAGAGGAGCACAGGGCUCUCAUGGGCACUGCAGAGUUUGUAGCUCCGGAGGUGGUAAGCUUUGAACCGCUGUCGGUUGCCUCGGACAUGUGGAGCAUUGGCGUUAUCACCUACAUACUGUUAUCGGGGGCAUCACCAUUUCUGGGAGACAACCAGCAGGAGACGUACCACAACGUCACUGCUGUCAACUACCAGUUUGAUGACGAAUACUUCAGCAGCACCAGCGAACUUGCUAAAGACUUCAUAAGAAAACUACUCGUAAAGGACCAGAGGAAAAGGGCUACAAUCUGUGAAUGCCAGAAUCAUCCUUGGAUCAAGCCAAAGGAGAAGCGUCAGAAGGACCUGCGGCGCUCGUCUGUGAUAAACACCGAACAUUUAAAGAGGUUCAUUGCCAGGCAACGAUGGAAGAGGUCAAUGCGUAUAGUUUCGAUGUGUAACCGACUGUCACGCAGCAUGCAGCUCAGGCGAAUCCAAAGUUCAGACACACUGGGAAGCUGCUCUGAAGAGAAUUUGCUUAGUCUACCACCAACUCCUGAUACUGAGGACAAAGCUGAAAACUUUGUGCAGGCUGGUCUGUUCUGUGCUGCAGAGGAGGGGAACCUUGAGGGUAUAAAGGGCCUUGCCAGCAUGGCACAGAAGAUUGACCUCCACUCUGCUAACAAGCACGGAGAGACAGCUGUUCACAUGGCAGCCAGUGGGGGUCACACUGAAGUCAUACGCUUCCUGCAGUCGAAAGGGGCUGACAUCGCUGCCCUUGAUAAGCAAGGGGACAGUGGUGUGUACUGGGCGGCUCGUCAAGGUCAUGUGGAAGUGAUCCAGUACCUGCAUGAGGAGGGCGUGGCUCUUCACACACAGAACAAGUCUGGUGAGACAGCAGCUCAUGUUGCGGCCAGGUAUGGCCACCUCGCGGUCAUCGAGUAUCUCGUCUCUGCCGGCGUGGACAUGGAUAUACAGGACAGUCUAGGAGAGUCGGCCCUCCACAAUGCGGCAUGGCAUGGGUUCCUGGGUAUUGUACAUGUGCUGUGUCGAGGUGGGGUAACACUUGGGAUACAGAACAAGGAUGGGGACUCCCCUCUCCACUGUGCAGCCUCGCGGGGCCAUGUGGAGUGUGUGAAGAUCCUGCUGGAGGCUGGCAUGCCCCUCGACCUCACUGACAAGCGUGGGUGCUCAGCCCUGUACCUGGCAUGUAACAGACAACACACUGCAAUCGCCCUUAUGCUGCUGCAUGCAGGCUGUAAUAUGGACACGCACAUUGAAGAUGCUGGAGAAUAUGUCCUACACUGUGCUGUUCGGGAAGGCCUUACCUCUGUGGUACAGACAUUGUGUGCCUAUGGCUGUAAGGUUGAUGUUCUUACAAAGGAAAGCAGCUUGACGCCAUUGCACAUAGCCAGUAAGAUUGGGAACAUUGAGAUGGUUCGGUGCCUGCUGCUGUCGGGAGGUAAACCGGAUGCCCCUAACAAGGAUGGCAUCACGCCUGACAUCAUGGCGCUGGCAGAGGGAUACACAGACAUUGCUGAACUUCUCCAAAAAGUCAGAGGGGAGAAGGGUGAGAUGUACAUCAAGCAGCUGAUGUCAACAAGCCUAUCAUUGCCCCAGGUCAAGGUCAAGUUUCUGGGCUCAACGGGCGUGGGCAAGUCCACCCUGAUAGAGUCCCUUAAAUGUGGGCUUUUCAGUAGUUUUUUUCGGCGGUCACGUCUCAGUAGCUCUGGUCACAGUCCUGCAUCAGGCGCAAAUGGCAGGUCAUCCAAAGGUAGCAAAUCUCGGUUGCCACGUCAGUACAGCCUCCCUACGCCACUGUGUUACAGUGUGGGCAAUCCCCAGUACACCAAGGGCAUCAAUAUACAGCAGUGCAACAUCACAGGUGUGGGUGAGGUAAGCAUGUGGGACUUCUCCGGUUAUGAACCGUACUACAUGCUGUACGACCACUUCCUGGGGGAGACAGGCUGUAUUCAUGUGGUCAUGUUCAACCUCACCGACCCCUUCGACGAGCAGCUUGCACAGGUCUACUUCUGGCUCAACUUCAUCAAGGCUCGUUCCACACCAGUGCUCCCACUAGGUCUGUGUGGUAAGUUGCCGUACAGACCGAGUGUGAUCCUGAUAGCAAGCCAUGCAGACAAGGCUGGGUGUCAAAAGAAUGCCCGGGGAGAGUAUGUCAGCCCUGUGGCUAGCAGUAUACUGGCAAAGGUACAGCAGAAGUUUAGCCAGGAUGUGGAGGUUACAGAGCGUGUGUUUGUGCUGGACGCCCAGGUGGCCAUGACCUAUGACAUCAAGGCCCUCAAACACAACCUCUACCAGCACAGGACAAACAUACUCAGGCUGGUAGGGAAAACAAGUGGUUUCAUGGAGUCAAUGUUGUCGACCCUACCCUCAUGGCGACGCUCCUCUUCCUCCUUCCCUGUGUUGUCAUGGCAACAGUUCACAGAGUUUGUCAGGUCAAAGGUUAACCCUCUUGUGGGGGAGAACCAUGUGAAACACCUCAUUGAGCAGCUGCAGCUGGUGGGUGAGAUUGUCUACCUGGAGAAAGAUACAGGUGAAAGCUUGGUUGUUCUCAAUCCCAAAUGGCUGUGUGGAGAAAUCAUAGGAAACCUAAUAUCUCAUGAGAAAAUAGUCCAGUCACGAAUAACUGGCUGCUUCUCUGUGGACGACUUCCAGCUAAUGUACCCAGAAACUGAUGCACCAGAUUUGCUCAAUGUUCUAGAAGCAUUAGAAGUGUGUACUCGCUGUGAGAAUGAUGAUGAGAUUGAAUAUGAAUUCCCCUGCUUAAACUUUGUAGAAACUCUAAAUGGCCUCUGGCAGAGAGAUGUGAAACAUUUUGGCAAUGCUGUUUAUGGUGGUUUACGAAUAUUUGCACCAGACAGUUUGUCGCAACUGAAGCACAUAUUUCCACGUGUUCAGACCCACCUGCGGCGAAAUAUAGUCCAGGAGCAUGAUGACCCAGACUCAGACUUGUACCAGUGGCACCAUGGCUCAAAGUACUGCUGUGGCGACUUUGAGGGCAUGAUCUCCAUGGACAGACAUGAGCAGCACAUCGAGAUCAAGGUCCGCGGCCCGCCAGACACAGCCACACAACUAUUCUACUUCUUGGAAGACUUUGUGAACACUGUGGAACAAGUGCUUUCUCAUGUACUACCAGGAUUGUAUGUAGAAAGACAAGUACUAAGUCCUGCCAAUUUGAAGGACCAUGUAAAAACACCUUACUGUUACUCUUCACAGGAAGUUUUAAGUGCUCAAUUGAACAAAUACUCAGUAUUAACAUCACCUGAUGGUAAAAAAGAGAAGUUUAAUGAUGUGCUGUUUAUGGGUUCAAGUGAAGUGCGAAACUCUGUGUGUUUGGGUGUUGACCUUCCUAUAUCCUACCUGCCCGUGUACACGAGGCAGUCAUUGUGCCAGAUAAUGGACCCUCAGGAUCCCAUGGGUCGGGACUGGUGCCUCCUGGCUGUUACUCUCGGCCUCGAAACAUGCCUGCCCUCCCUCGACUCAACUGGGUGUAGAAACGAGAGUAAAACUGAGAGAACUUUGGAGGAAUGGUCACAAGUGGAACGAAACGCUACUAUAAACCAUCUGAUAUUAAGACUUAAGGAGUUUAACCGUGAUGAUGCGGUGGAAGUGUUAUUACGGACCUCCCCGUUGUACAGGACUCUGGUAUAUGAUGAGCAGAGCACAGAUGAGAGUGGAACACCGGCCCUUGGGACUGCCUCAACAAACACUCUUUCAAACCUCUCCCGGUGACAUGAGGAAUGCUGAUUGUUAUUAUAUUUGUUAUUGUAUUUAAUUCUGUAUUGAAAUAUUUACCUCUCAUUCUAUUUAGAAUGCACAUUAAUAGUAUUUAAACCAAAACAACAAGUUAUUAUGUUCUGUCAACUAUAACAUACAUUACACCAUUCAAAUUUCUUGCCAUAUAUAAUUUGGACUAACUACCAUGACCUUAAUCUUGUUCAGUUUUUUAUCAUUUAUAUCGAAGACAUUUAUCAAACAUUUCAGGUUUUUACCUUGAUAUUACUGGUACUGUCGGGAUUAUGCUGGUUGAAGUAUAGUACCAUGACUGUAGUGUUAAGUCUUUCAUUGAGGUUGCAGAAUGAUGCACCACUUGUACAAUAGGAUAAAAGGACGGCAUUCUUUACUGUUUGUUUGACAAUGAAAUCCAUCUUGGUGCUUGGAAAAUAUGUAAAAAACGGUUGCUAGAAAAUUAUAAUGAAAAUAUGGCUUUAUGUGUUGAUUUUUGACUAUUUUUGACUAUUGCAGUAAACACACUACUAUGCAAGCAUAUGAAAUCCAAGACAGCCUGGCAGUAUUAUAUAGAGGAUAAAAAUUGAUUGUAUCCGUUUUAAAUCACAAUAUUUAUAUAUUUCCAUGAGUGAGCUCUGAAAUAUAUACUUUUAGUGUUCAUGAGGUGGAAUUUUUCCCUGAAACAAACAAUAUACCUUAAAAGAUAAAGAAUUGCAAUUGCUAAUAAUUGUAGUUUAUCAGAAAAGUGCACCAAAAUGUAUGUGGCAUAACAUAAUUUCAGAAAUUAUGUCGUUGAAAUUGUGUCCCAGCCCCGGGUGCGCUGACUUGAUGUUGAUGUGAGAGAGGGCUAAAAUUUCAAAAUCAUGAGAUAAUGUUUUUAUUGAACUGAUUCUUCUCUAUAAACCACCGAGAAGCAUGUAAUAACUUGUCACCAAGUGACAUACGCAUUAUGGAUUGUAUACAUAUGAAAUUGUACUGGGUUUCAUGUAAAAAAUUGUUUAUUUUCUAUUAUGAGUAUUGUUAUCAGUUUGUUAAUUUUAUUUUGAUGAUCAAAUCUCAUUUUGUUAAUCUUUUAUCAUUUAAAACAGGUGUGUUUCCUUUUGACCUUAUUUCUUGCUUGAACUGAAUAUGACAUGUCUUCUUGUCUCGGAAAUUGGUUAAAUAAUGCUUGUAUAAAACUGGCUAACUCUUUGAUUGGUCAAAGUUAGCCAAAACAAUAAUUGAUUGGUCAAUAUUUAUCCAAUUAUUACUAUUUACCAAUCAAAUCACUCAAAUGUGCAAACUGGCCAAGAGAUAGCCUUUGGAUAACUUAUCAACCUUUUAUACAAUAAGCUGCUGUUUGAUACUUUUUUAUUUGUUUUGUUUUAGGGAUAAAUAAAAUCUCAAGCUGGAAAAUUAGGAGCUCUUAUUUUGACUUUCUCGUGAACACUAAGCAGUGUGUUACAGCAAUGUGAAGUGUGGUUUCUUGUCUCGUCUAGUCUAGUCUGUGAUCUGUGUUCAGUGCUGUCUUGCAGUUGCCCUUCAGUGGUUGUGACAUUUUGUUUCCUUUUUGUACCAACUGCCUUUUUUUAAAAGGUAUAGUGUUGAUUUUUAUACAUUACAGUGUUUCAUGUUCUUGUAUAGUUCAUCAUUUCAUCAUUUUAGUUGUAAUGAAUUUACAAGAUAUUUAUUUGCUUUAUAGAAAAUGAAAAAGGUUUUAACAUUAAAAUAUUAUGAACA